UUGUUUGUGUAUAUUGUGGGUGUGUAAAUCAUUAAUUAUGACAUAGCAUGAUUUAAGUACGAUUCAACCAACUCUCAAAAAGUUAUUUGUUGAACUAAAUAUAUAAGAAAAGAUAAAGAGCAUGAGUUAUGGACAUUUUACGUCUAUGAUUUAGUUACAUUUUGCUAUUGCAUCUUUAAAAAGAAAACUAUUUUGAUUUCCUUUUUGUUUUGAUCAUAACUAUUUGGGGUUUUAUUAAAGGACAAGUUUGUCUCCAAUUUCUUCUGACUAACCAGAUCUCAUUUUCCUUUGCAAUGAACUACUUAGAAAUUUUAUUCAUCACUGCUACAUUAAAAUUUGUUUUUAUACCCAGGGAGCUGGUGUUGAGUUAUAUCCAGGAAGUGUGGCUACCUUGGAGGAUAACAAAAUUCACCAUUGCAAUAACUUCAGAAUGAGUGAUUCUUCACGGGGUAGUCUUGGUGGAAUUAACAUAAAGGUCCUCCCUGCUCCUAAACUAAAAAUGAAAAAUAACCAUAUUUAUAGUAACAAUGGUUACGGAGUGACAAUUAUGAAGCCUUCUGAACAGCUGGGCACUACAGCAGACGAAACCAUGGAAUGUGCUGCAGCAGGAGACGGAGAAGAUUCUGUUUCUAAACUAAUGCAGGAACUGACUCUUCAGAUAAAUGCAAAUACACUGGAAGACAUUAAAGGCAUCAGCCUAGUUAACUGAAGCUGCAGGAUAUCAUGGUUUAGCCAUGUCUUAUGGCACAAGAGAAAAGUUUAUAUUAUUAAAAACAUUGCUGUAUAAUAAAUACUGUUAAAACAGUGGCUUUUAUAAGCAUUUCAUAGGUAAAGAGAAAACUGAAAAGUAGUAUGAAUGCAUUUAAACUUAUUUUUUUAUCUAAUAACUUCCUGUAUCAGCAAUUUAAUAAAUCAAAGGAUUGAA
Messenger RNA from Thamnophis sirtalis, 925 nucleotides. Lineage: Eukaryota; Metazoa; Chordata; Lepidosauria; Squamata; Natricidae. The record is from RefSeq and is a predicted model, not a curated record.